Hyphopichia burtonii NRRL Y-1933 is the source of this 1485-nucleotide messenger RNA. Its product is annotated as alpha-amylase. Gene Ontology annotation, biological process: carbohydrate catabolic process. Gene Ontology annotation, molecular function: alpha-amylase activity; calcium ion binding. The transcript has a single exon. The record is from RefSeq and is a predicted model, not a curated record. Lineage: Eukaryota; Fungi; Ascomycota; Pichiomycetes; Serinales; Debaryomycetaceae. The coding region runs from base 1 to 1485 and encodes 494 amino acids.
AUGAAAUUUUCAUCAGCUGCAAUUUACGCUUCAGUAAUUUUGAAUUUAGCUUCAGCCCAGCCGAUUAUUUUGGGUAAAAAAGAUGCAAAAUCAUCGGCUGAUUUAUGGAGAGAUCAAUCUAUUUAUCAGAUAGUUACUGAUAGGUUUGCUAGAACUGAUGGUAGUACAUCUGCAUCUUGUGAUGUUUCAAAAAGAGAGUACUGUGGGGGUUCUUUUCAAGGUAUCAUUGAUAAGUUAGAUUAUAUUCAAGGAAUGGGGUUUACUGCAAUUUGGAUUUCUCCAGUUGUUGAACAAAUUCCUGAUAAAACCGAAUACGGUUAUGGAUAUCAUGGCUAUUGGAUGAAAAAUAUAUAUACUAUAAAUGAUAACUUUGGUACGGCUGAUGAAUUGAAGAAACUAUCAGAGGAAUUACAUGAUCGUGGAAUGAAAUUAAUGGUUGAUAUUGUAACCAAUCAUUAUGGAGCAGCCGGUGAUGGUCCUAGUAUCGAUUAUUCAGUCUAUACUCCAUUCAAUGAACAAAAAUAUUUCCAUGAUUAUUGUUUAAUCACUGAUUAUGAAAACCAAGCCUUAGUUGAAGAAUGUUGGGAAACUAGUACCUUACCAGAUCUUAAAACUGAGGAUAAUGAAGUGUUAUCAGUUUUUGAAUCUUGGGUGAAAGAUUUCAUUUCAAACUAUACCAUUGACGGUCUUAGAGUUGAUUCUGCUAAGCAUAUGGAUACCUCGUUUUACCAGCCAUUUACUGAAGCAGCCGGGGUCUUUCUUUUAGGAGAAGUUUUCGAAGGAGAUUCUGCUUAUACUUGUCCUUAUCAAGAUUAUAUUGCUGGUGUUAGUAAUUACCCAUUAUACUAUCCAGUCCUAAGAUUUUUCCAAAAUUCCAAAACCACUUCUGGAGAAUUACUUGAAAUGAUUGACAAUAUUAAACUGAAAUGUAACGACGUUACUUUAUUAGGUAAUUUUGUUGAAAAUCAUGAUAUCAUUCGAUUAGGGUCUACAGUCAAAGACAAAGCUCUAAUUAAAAAUGCAAUUGCAUUCACCAUUUUGGGGGAUGGUAUUCCAAUCAUAUAUUAUGGACAAGAGCAAGGACUACUGGGGGCUGAAGAUCCAGAAAAUAGAGAAGCGUUAUGGUUGGCAGGGUACGAUACCGAUUCAGCAUAUUACAAAUUCAUUUCAAAACUCAACCAAGCCCGAAACCAAGCGGCCAAUAAGGACAAUUCUUACCCUUCUACCGUAUCUUCGAUCAUUUAUUCAGACGAUCAUACCAUUGCUACUAAAAAGGCCAAUUUGGUUGCAAUUUUCACUAAUGUUGGAGCUUCUGCUUCUCCAAGCGUGACUCUUUCCCAAUCCGGUUUCCAAAAGGGUGACCAGGUGGUUGACCUUUUGACCUGUUCCUCUACCACGGUGGGUGAUUCGGGAUUGGAAGUUACUAUGGCACUGGGUGUUCCUAAAGUAUAUGCUUCAUCGUCGGUGGCUUCUGGUAUAUGUUAA